This is a messenger RNA of Nothobranchius furzeri (turquoise killifish), 955 nucleotides long. RefSeq names its product polymerase (RNA) III (DNA directed) polypeptide H (gene polr3h). The record is from RefSeq and is a predicted model, not a curated record. Gene Ontology annotation, biological process: DNA-templated transcription; transcription initiation at RNA polymerase III promoter. Gene Ontology annotation, molecular function: DNA binding; DNA-directed RNA polymerase activity. Gene Ontology annotation, cellular component: RNA polymerase III complex. Lineage: Eukaryota; Metazoa; Chordata; Actinopteri; Cyprinodontiformes; Nothobranchiidae.
ACGUGGAACCAUCAUGGACGUUUGAUUUUGUGUCUGCAAAUAAUUUGGCUGAACAAUUACACACUUCUGUUCUUUUUGUUUUUCCGCUUUGCUCGUUGAAAGAGUAGAAGUGCUAAAAAUGCUUCGCGGCUAAACCUGCUGUUUUUCCGGUUGGCACGAGGGCAGCUCCGCGUGUGUUUGUGAAUGAACCAUGUUCGUGCUGGUGGAGAUGGUCGACACUGUUCGGAUUCCUCCGUGGAACUUCGAUAGGCAGUUGAAUGAGGCCAUGGCGGAGGAGCUGAACAAGAAACUGGCCAACAAGGUUGUCUACAACGUGGGCCUCUGUAUUUGCCUGUAUGACAUCACCAAACUGGAGGACUCCUAUAUAUUCCCAGGAGAUGGUGCCUCGCACACUAAAGUUCAUUUCAGGUAUGUUGUUUUUCACCCGUUCCUUGAUGAGAUCCUCACUGGAAAGAUCAAGUACUGCAGUCAGGAGGGAGUUCACGUGACCAUGGGCUUCUUUGAUGAUAUUCUCAUCCCUCCUGAGUCUCUCCAGCAGCCUGCAAAGUUUGAUGAAGCGGAGCAGGUCUGGGUCUGGGAGUACGAGACGGAUGAGGGAGGGCACGACCUCUACAUGGACCAAGGGGAGGAGAUCCGCUUCCGGGUGGCGGAUCAAGUUUUCGUGGACACGUCACCAACAGGCCCUGCUGUAGCUGCGUCUGACGCGCCGGCACAAGCGGGGCAGGCAACGGCGCCGCCAGCAGAGGCCAGCGAGGGGAAGAAGGAGGCACCGUACACUCUGAUUGGGACCAUCUGUGAGUCUGGCCUGGGCCUGCUGUCAUGGUGGAACAGCUAGCACUACACAGGAAGACGGGAGUGUGUGUGUGUGUGUGUGUGUGUGUGUGUGUGUGUGUGUGUGUGUGUGUGUGUGUGUGUGUGUGUGUGUGUGUGUGUGUGUGUGUGUGUGUGUGUGUGU